This is a messenger RNA of Astrephomene gubernaculifera, 1822 nucleotides long. Lineage: Eukaryota; Viridiplantae; Chlorophyta; Chlorophyceae; Chlamydomonadales; Astrephomenaceae. The record is from the annotation of a GenBank genome assembly.
GGACAGCAGGGCUGGGCGGCGGGCAGCGAUGCGGCCUCUGUUGCGAGGGGCGGGAAGCCCUCGGGCGGGUUCUACAAGCGGCAGAUGGUAGGUACCCUGGAGUACAUGGCUCCCGAGCUGCUGCUGCGCACCGCCCCGCACAGCCCCGCAUCGGAUGUGUACGCAUGGGCGGUCACGGUGAAUGAGGUGGCCACCGGUGUGGUGCCCUUUUCGGAUUGCACCAAGGACAAUCCGGAGGUCCACACCGUGCUGGAGAUGGGCUACGGCCGAUUGGAGCUAGCAGCGGCGGUGAGCGCGGAGGGGCUGCGGCCGCUGCUGCCUCGGAGCUGUCCGCCCGCGCUGGCAGCACUGCUGGGGGCGUGCUGGGCGGCACAGCCGGAGCAGCGACCCAGCUUCACUCAGAUUCGAGAGGCAUUAGAGCGGAUAGCCCGGGAGGACCUCCCGGAGUGGGAAGCUCAGCAGCAAGAGCAGCAGCAGCAACUACAGCAGCAGCAAGAGCAGGCGGGUGAUGCUGAUGACGAUGAUCAUGGUGAUGGCAGCAAGGUGACCCAUGGGUCACAUCCCCUGGUCGUCGUCGACGUGGACGUCAUGGUUUCAGACGCGCUAGACGUCCCAGACACCGAUCCUGCCAACGGCUACAGAUCCAUGGGUCACCAAUCGACCGGCGGCGCCAAGGGCUCCCGUCUUGACGCCCCUGCUGCAUGUGAUAAGAACAAUGGCGGGGGUUACAGCUGUGGUGACGGCAAAGGUCAGGUGCAUGCAGUGGGGGGGCAUGAUGCUGCCGCGGCUCUCGCUCCUGCUCUGCAUGCAAGCAUGUGGCCCUUCAUCCUCUUGCCCCCGGGUGGCGCCGGAGGCGGAGGAAACAGCGUGCAGGAGCACCCGGAGUCAAACGAAACAGCGGCAUGGCUCAUGCAGCUGCCUCAGCAGCAGCCGCUACCAGAGCAGCAGGACAGCGCUCCUGCUGCUUCUGCUGGCAGUACCUUGAGCAUCACCAGCACCAGCAGCAGCGGUCUCAUCUUCAACGGGGGAGUGUUUGAGGCAAUCGGGCCGAGAGAUGCCAUGGAGGAUCGCUGGCUGCUGCUGCAGGACCUCUGGGGGCGUCAGCAGCUGCUGCAGCCACAGCUGCAGCCAGAAGAGAACCAUGCCCCAGCCGGUGCCGAAGCAUCACACGCAUUGCCACCGGUGCUCUCCCCAGCGCCACACCCUUCAGGGCAAUCGCAGGAGGCAUCAUGUACGGCAAGCGGGCUGACGUCACAGCUGACGUGGGAUGCCGUACCGGCGGUGCCGCUGGCGGCGGUGUUUGACGGGCACCGAGGCGGCGAGGCGGCGGAGUUCUGUCGGGGGAGGCUGGCGGAGGUGUUGCGGGACGCGGUGCGGGAGAGCGGGUCACCGGAGGAGGCGCUGCGUUCGGCGUUUGCGCGACUGGAGGAAGGCUAUCACGCCCACUGGAAGCGACAGCGGCAACUGCACCCCCACCUCGCCACCGGUCCCCGUGCCUUCCCCGGCGCCACCGCCCUCGUCGCCCUGCUGGCCCCCGGCGGCCGACUGUACGUCGCCAAUGCGGGCGACUGCCGAGCCGUACUGUGUCGCGGUCGUCGCGCGUUCGCCGCCAGUCGCGAUCACACUGGGUUGUUGACGGACGAGCGACGGCGAGUGGCGGCGGCGGGGCUGCCGGUGCAAUGGCAGCACGGCGGCUGGCGCAUUGGCACGUCGGGAUUGCAGGUGACUCGCUGCAUUGGCGAUUUCGAUGUGAAGGGUGGCUUGCCAGCCGUCAGCGAGGGCCCCGGAAGCGGCGUCACGGCAGCUCCCGAGAUCACCUUUG